Dracunculus medinensis (Guinea worm) is the source of this 1383-nucleotide messenger RNA. The record is from the annotation of a GenBank genome assembly. Lineage: Eukaryota; Metazoa; Nematoda; Chromadorea; Rhabditida; Dracunculidae.
AUGGGAAGAAAUUUCAUAUGCGCCAAAUUCACUGCGCGCAUCGAGUCGAUUUUACUUUAUGUAGCAACAGCAAGCAGUAUUGGUCUCAUUGGAUAUGUUACUUUAACCAGAUUUCUUGGUCAAAUUGAUGAAGAACGCGUUGACACCACUCACAGAAUUUGCGAACAAGAGGCCAUUAUUGAUAAGAAUAGCGAAAAAAAAGUUGAGGCCAUCCAUGAUAAUAUUGAUGAAGAAGACGUUGAACCCAUUCAUGACCAAGUUGAUGAAAAAAGCAUUGAAGCCCAGGGUGAAGAUUCGACCAGCGAACAUGAUAAUAUUCAAGAAUCUACUGUAUACGAAAAUGCGACUGAAGAAAGCAAGAAAAUUAUUCAGACCUAUUCCUUUAGAUCAUUGAUCGGUUAUGAUAUCCUAUGCUUUCCGCAGAAAUUUAAUUUAAAAGGUUUUGAAACUGGCGUUAGUAAGAAUAUGUAUUCAAGGCGUUACUUAACUCAUCAGGUUUCCUUGCCACACAAGAUAACUUAUGAAAAUUCUUUUCAACACUGGAUGAGCUCUGGAAUUGAAUUUAUUUAUGCGCCAAAUUGUUUAAUUAAGACAAAUUGCGGUUUAGAUUUUCCGUUAGAACCAUGUGCAUUGGCUUUUCUCGAUUUAUGUGGUGCAAAAUUCAUAAAAAUGGAGAUUUUAACACGAAUUUUAGCUCGAUGUAUAAAACUUAAGGGUUUAUAUUUGGAAAUGAUCAAAUGCGAUGAAGCAAGCAAAUUUAUUGCAGAGAACCAAAAUCUGAAGUUUUUGAAAUUGAAAUAUUGUGAGAUGAAAGCGAAAGGCUGGGAAACUGUCAUCGAUAGUUGUCGCCAGUUAGAAGAGGCAAACUUUAGCUGGGCGAAUAUUAAUAAUGGAACUGCUGGAUAUAUAUGCAGCCGAAUCGCAUCCACCAUCAUUCGAUUAGAUCUCUCUGGUUUAAAGCACGUUUUGAGCGAUAGAAAUAUUUUUGAUCUUUGCAUGAGCUGUCCGCACUUGAUUGAACUCGAUCUCAGCGAUUCGUUUAGUAUAAGCUCGAGUGGUAUCGGUUAUUUAUUAAAAUUGAAAACACUGAAACAUUUACACCUAUCGCAUUGUUUUAAAUUAUAUUCAUACCAUUUCAAGGAGUUUCUAAAAAAGUUGAGCACAUUGAACUUGCUCGAUUUUCCAAGACUACCAAUCUUGUCAGACCAAACGGAAUUCAUAAAUCCGGACGUAUGUUCUAAAAUAUGUGAGCUAAGCAUUGCUUUUCCCCAUAUGCGUAUCGACUUACCGCAAGCUUCUCGUCCCAUUGAUAGAGGAAGAAAACCAAAGAAAUCAAAUCGUUUAAAUCCUUUUCAGAGAAUUCGUAGUCAAAGUGCUCCUUGA